Messenger RNA from Funneliformis mosseae, 895 nucleotides. NCBI's taxonomy places the organism in Eukaryota, Fungi, Glomeromycota, Glomeromycetes, Glomerales, Glomeraceae. The record is from the annotation of a GenBank genome assembly.
AUGUCAAAUCUAGUAAUUGAUUCAGAUGUCAGAACAUAUCGCUUUAAACGCAAGAAAUAUCCUUUCUUCAUGAACACAGAUGCUUCAAUGUGGUCAUUUCAACGUUUUUAUUCUACUAUCAUUCACUCUGGAGACGCACCAAAUACAUUCAAUGAAAUUCACAACAACUGGACCGCCAGCCUGAAAUUUAUUAUGAAGCAAAAAAGUGUCCCAGAAUCAAUUGUGAAUUUUGUGAGAGAGCUAAUUGAAUUCAAUAGCUCUAAGGAAUUUGAGAAUUUACGGGAUGUCUUUGAGCAGGACUUCUAUGCACACGUGCUUGCAACAAUUUCUAGCGAGUCAAUGAUAAAGAGCACAAUGACAAAAGGUUAUAUGAUGCAGACGAAUGAAAUCUUAAACAGUACAUUAGGAAAGCAAGGCAAGAAAAAUGAGGAAGACGAGGAUGCAAUGCAGGACUCUAAUAAAGUGCAUAGUGAUGAUGAAUUUACGGAAAUAAGUCCAACACGCAAAAAUAAUCUUAAAAGGAAAUUAGAAAAUGACGAAUUACCAGGUUACGAUAGACUAGCAUUUCUUUUUAAUGAUUCGAAUGAAGAUACAAUUAUAAAUAAAAUUGAUGAAAAUACACUCGAAGAUGAAAUAAAAUUGCCGCAAGCGAGUGAUAAUAAGAGUUUUCACAUAAGUUUGGUGUCUCUUUAUGAUUAUGAAAGUCUUCAUGGAUGUAAAGAAAUUACAGAAAACAAUUUACAACAGUUAUCUCAAGAUUUCGCUGAUCAUAUCAAAUGGAAAUGUGAACCGGUCCCAAGAGAUAUUCAGGAUUACUUUGAUAGUAGUUGCGAAAAACUUGACAAUAGUAAUGAAAAUAAAGAACUAAAACAUUUUGAUACCAAUGUACAAUUUU